CAGGCAAGCAAGACUCCUUUGGGCAACACAAAAGAUUUUGAGCUCAUUCACAGCCCCACUGAAAUGGUAAAUUUUCAGAGCAACUUUUGGUACAAGAAGGAUCCUCGCCUCGGUGAAAUCCUUUUAACUAUUGUGCCACUGGACGAAAAAAGACACGCUUUACUGGAUGAAUACAACAAACAGCUUGAGAAGACCUUGCGUGAACCAUGUGACUUGGAUAGCUGUGCUCACGACUUCUUAAGAAUCAGACCGACGAGAGGAUCGUGCCGAGGACUGUGUACGCUCAAAAAAGACAUGUCAAAAUAUGAACCACGUACCUUGGGCCUAACGUUAGAACCAAAGAUUCUGACAAUGUUGUCAACUUACGAUGGGAAAUUGUUUGAUGUCAAGAAAGAAAUCUAUCGUUCAACUGAUCGUGUGGUGGUAGCUCUUUCGAAUGUGUUUGAAGUCGGAGGAAAAGGAUCUUUUGAAGCUCUUGACAAGUUGUGUGAGAGAAAUGUGAUCACUCCCAGUGCCAGAGAUAACGUAGCCAGUGCUGUAGCAAUUGCCUUGAAGAUGAGGUUGAGCACUUAUCUUUCUGCUGGGAAAAAAGAAGAGGCAAUAAAAGGGACAACAGGGAACGCCACCUCUGCUUACAAUAUUCCAGGAGAAAAAGAACUCUUUCAUUUUUUUUAUGUGUCCACUCCACUGUACGAAUCACUGCGAAGGUUGUGUGAUGACGGUAAGAACUCCUCAGAAGAUUUAGCACAAACAACGUUCUUCAGUUUCUCUGAUGCCAUAAAAGGCCACAUUCAUUGUCGUCUCCUAAAUUACGACGCUGCGUCAGAAUGCUACAAGCGUGCACUUGAGAAUGAACCGGGAAAUAUUAGCAUACAGAUGCGAUUGAAAGAAAUUAAGGACAUGCUCAGGCAGACCAAAGACGAUGACUGUUCGAAUUGGGAUAACUUGACAAAUCUGAUAUGGCAUCAUGGUUUCCUUGAACCACCUGAUGAUAUUUAUUUAGAUAACCACGUGAAUGAAUUGAAGAAUAUGUGUAUUGGCUCAACAAAGGACUAUGAAAUCAUUGUGGUUUUGAACCUUCUCGCAUGA
This is a messenger RNA of Dendronephthya gigantea, 1089 nucleotides long. RefSeq lists its product as uncharacterized. Gene Ontology annotation, molecular function: protein binding. NCBI's taxonomy places the organism in Eukaryota, Metazoa, Cnidaria, Anthozoa, Malacalcyonacea, Nephtheidae. The transcript is spliced from 2 exons. The coding region runs from base 64 to 1089 and encodes 341 amino acids. The record is from RefSeq and is a predicted model, not a curated record.